This is a messenger RNA of Fibroporia radiculosa, 426 nucleotides long. RefSeq lists its product as uncharacterized. The record is from RefSeq and is a predicted model, not a curated record. Bases 1 to 426 code for a protein of 141 amino acids. NCBI's taxonomy places the organism in Eukaryota, Fungi, Basidiomycota, Agaricomycetes, Polyporales, Fibroporiaceae. The transcript is spliced from 3 exons.
AUGCAGACGAAACAGCGGAAGGAGAACGGCGACAAGCCAGAGCCUUUUGUGGACAGCGCAUACCCGCACGCUGCUGGGUCGUCUGAGGCAUGCACAUGCUGCUAUCAGCCCCGCACCAGGCCGGGCAUACGGACCGUCGGAUUCGAAACUCCUCUCUCACAGAGCGGGACAUACAUGGGGUCAAAUCACAUCUCUACCAUCAAGAGACGCGCCCAGUCUGAUAGCAAUGCGCCCGCCACGCAAUUCUCCUCGUCACCACCGUGCAACACCUUUGUGGGAGCCAUCCAAUUGUCCCCUCUAUCGCGACGAAGCUCCCUCCCCUCCACGUUUUCACCAAGCCAAUCUUACCGGUGGUUUGGCCAGUCCAUCUCCGGGAUCACGGAGCGCGCUGCCAUUCUCUCCUUCCAUCCUACAUCUGGGACAUAG